This is a messenger RNA of Lutra lutra (Eurasian river otter), 1065 nucleotides long. Its product is annotated as translation initiation factor IF-2-like. The transcript is spliced from 4 exons. The record is from RefSeq and is a predicted model, not a curated record. Bases 1 to 723 code for a protein of 240 amino acids. NCBI's taxonomy places the organism in Eukaryota, Metazoa, Chordata, Mammalia, Carnivora, Mustelidae.
AUGACUUGGCUGCACCAGCUCUGGGAGCUGAAGGCAGCCGAGGAUGGGCUGCGGGAGUCCAUUGGGCUGCAAAGACUGCCCGGUGUGGAUGCUUUGCGGGGCCUUGGAGAGCCCGAAGACAGGAGAGCCACGAGACCGAAGGGGCUUGGGCAGAACUCACCCGUUCCACGGCUGCCAGACACCGGGGACCGCUCCGCUCCACCGCGCCGCCUGCCGCCCGCCGCCCGCCCGCCGGGAGACUGCUGGCUGGCGCCUGGGCUCGGGCCGUCACAGGCGCAGGAGCCCUUCGGGGGAGGGAGACCCCCCUCCGCUGCCGCCCCCGACUCCCGACCCCGUCCUCAAGCCGCCACCGCGGCACAGUAUGCGGAAGCGGAGCCCACGAGGAAGGCGACUCCUGGGCACUGGACCAUCACCUGGGCACCGGACCAUCACCUGGGCACCGGACCAUCACCUGGGAGGGGAGAGCCAAGGCCUGAGCAAGGGGCGGCGCACAUGGAGAUGAACACUCGCCCGCAGCAGAGCGUCCCUGCGCGCGUGCACUGGCGCAGACAAGUUCAGAGUUGGUGCCCUGCAAAGGCCAUUACCACCUCUGGCCAGGACACUGCCCCAGCCUCUUUACAUCCUUUCCAACUCAUCCUCCACACUGGAUUGAGAGAAAACAGAAACCUGACCAUUUCCCUCCCCUCCUUAAAACCUUCCUGGGCCCGGCUGUGCUCAGGAUAAGAUCCAGAUUCAACCUGCACUGCCCCAGACCUUCUCCCUCUAGUCUUCUGGCCACCCUUUCCUCCAGAUACACAUGGACCCUUCCCUCUCACCUCUAAGCCCCUUUGCUUCUGUCCCUUCUGCCAAAUGUUUUGUCCUCUGCCUGGCAAAAUCCUACUCAUGCUUAAGGCUCUGCUCAAGUGGUGCCCCCUCUGCUGGGCACUUCCCCUCUGUGCUUCCCCAAAGCUCUAUCCAUGUGGACUAUAGUACUGGGUUGGAGUUGUUUUAGGGCGCCUGGGUGGCUCAGUGGGUUAAGCGGCUGCCUUCGGCUCAGGUCAUGAUCUCAGGGUCCUGGGAUCGAGG